AUGAAACAACAUUUUUCUUAUAUUGAAGAAUUAUUUGAUCCUGAAUAGUAUGUUUUAAUGACCAAAAAUAUUCAAGAUUUUCAAAAAGUAACUUAGUUUUUCAAGAAGUAAUUCAAAUUAAAUAGCAUAGGUUUUUUGAUGAUAUUUUGAAUAAGCAAUUAGAUUUAUGUGGAACUAAUAUUAAAAAUUCUUAAAAGAUUACUAAAUACAUGCAAUAACCCUAAUUGCCUUUGUCUAAAAGCUUAGUCAAAUUGUGUCAAGUAAUUAUUUAGAAUCAAACUUAUUCAAGACUGUAUAGGAUUUAUUUACAUUUGUAAAAUAAGGCAAUCUAGAACAAUAAGAUGGAUUAAUUUAAUAUGAAACACUAGUUCGUGAAUAAAUUGAUAAAAUUAUAGAGCAUAAUAAUGGAUAUGUGUAAACUGCAAUUAAAGUAUUUACAGUUGUAUUUAAAUAGUACUAUAAAAACGAUGAAUAAUAAUACAAGAAGAAUUUAGAAGGUUUGAAAAAUAGAAAACAAUAAUAUACCGAACAAUUAGAACUUUAUAAAUAAACUGUAAAUGAUCCUUCUAUGUUAUACAACUAAAAUCUCAAAUAAUAGAGAUAUAAUGAAUUGUAGUCAAAAAUUAGAAAAAUUAAAGAAAAUGAAAAUCAAAUUCUUACUUCUUUGGAAGUACUCAAUUAUCGUAGAAAAUGUUUAUGUAUAGAAUUACAAUAACUAUAAAAAAUUAUUGAAGAUGCUUUUUCAACAAUAAUUGGAUUAACUCAUAAAUUAUGUUAUUCAAAUAUCAUUUGUUUUAAAGUAAAAAUGGAAGCAUUCUAUUAAAUCAGUAAAAAGCAUUAAAAAUAAAUCAAAUAUCAAUUUACUAUAUUACCUGAUCAAUCUAAAUUUAAUUUUGAUAAAUUGGAUUAUGUAAGUUAAUAAGAUUUUUAAUAAUUAUAUUAUGUCUAAAAAAACUUUAACUUCAAUUAAGAUGAAUCAUAUGAAACUAUAACUUAUAAUAACGAAGAUAUUUCUUUUCGUUCUAUUAAAAAUAUACCAUCUGUUAAUUAAAGUUAUCAAACUAUUAAUGAUUAAAAUGAUUAAUGGAUACCAAACUUUCUAAAGUAGGAUAUUUAAUUAGUACCUACAUCACAAUUAAUAUAAUAUUAUGAAUGGAUAUUAACAUAUACAAAAGUAGUCAAAGAAAAUUGUAGUAUUAAUAAUAAUAUCAUUUUUAAACUCUUAUAAUUUGUUGAGGAGUUAAUGAAUUAAUUUAGAAAAUAAGGAAAGGCAUGUAUUAAGUAACCAGAUUUUAAAUAAAAUUAUUUUUCUUAAUUGAAAUGGUUUGAAUAGUUUAACCAAGUCUUUGGAGAAUAAGGUUAUAAUGACUUAUAUGCUUAUACUAGUAUAAAUGAUUUGUUUAAUUUAUUUACAAAUAAGUUUUCAACUCUUUUAUAAGAUGAAUAACAAUCAAUUUUAUAAGUUUAAGAGAAAAUUACAAAUGAACAAAACAUUGUAUUUUCAAGCAUUGACAAAUAAAUGUUUGAUUUAUAGAUUGUUCAUUAAAAUUAUCUAAGAUAAUAAGGAUUACUUAAUAAUAAUAGAACAAUAACUUUAAGUUAAAUGGAUUCAAAUAAAAAAAACUUAUACAAUUAAACAAAAGUAAGUAAUUUAAAUAUUUUAGAAUGAAUAAGAUUUUAGAUAAAUGAUAAAAUAGAGCAAUGAUGCAAUAAAACAUUUAGUUUUAGAUUUAGAUAAUAAAUUAAGCAAAAGAUAUAAAACAAUUAGUGAAAUUACAGAAUAAAUAACUUGUGCUUUUAAUGUUAAUUUAAUUGAUUUAUUGAAAUUGUAAUUCUUAUUAGAUAUAUAAAUAGUUCAUAUGCUUAAGAAAAUGCAUUAGAAUUGAAAAAAAAGUCAAUUGAGUAGGUUGUAUAGUAUUUAAAAUCCUAAAAGUCAUUCUAAAUAUUUUACAAAUAAAUCUUUGUUAAAAAUAAAGCUAAAAAUUUAAUAGAAGAUUUGUAGACAGAAUCAUAUGAUUACUAAUAUUAAUCUGAUCAGGAUUUUUAUUAACUUUAAUCAUUACCUAAGCCAAAUAUUGUAACAAUUAACUGAUUUAUAGAUUCUUGAUUAAAGUUAGAAUGAACCUGAGGAGGAUUAAAAGAGUAUAAGUGAAUAAUCAACUAAGGAACAAGAUAAAGACAAGAUAGAAUAAUUAUAAUUUAUUAAAUCAAAAUUGAAAAUAGAAAUAAAUGAAGUAUUAAUUGCAUCAUUUGCAUGUGCAUUAUCAGAGAAAAUAUAAUUACAAGGUAGGUUGUAUAUCACCAAUAAAAGAUUAUUUUUCCAUUCAAGUUUUAAUUCAAAUAAUUUAUUUUUUGGUGAUACAAUAUUGAAUAUUCCUAAAUAAGAUAUAUUAUGUAUACAAAAGAGAACAAAUGCAUAUAUAUUUGAUAAUUCAAUUUCAAUAUAUACUCCAAAAGGCUAAUUAUUUUUUGCAACUUUUUUUUAGAGAGAUAUAGCAUAUGAUUUAAUAAUAAAAACUUUUUGUCCAAAAGAAUAGCCAGAGUUAUUGGCAUCAAUAUCAAAUUAGGCACCAAUAAAUUAAAUAAAGAUAAUAAAUGUUUAAUAUAGUUAAGAAUAAUUAAAGUAUGAAAAUUUGAUAUAUAUAAAUAGAUAAUUGGAGGAUAGAAAAUAAAGGAUUUAAAACCUAUUAGGUUCAGAUCCUGAGAUAUUUAUAUCAGAGAAUAUAUUUGAAUUUCCAGAAAUAAAUGUUAAAUUAUUUUAUCGUUUGAUAUUUGGAGAUAAAAUGCCAGGAUAGAAUUUAACAUUUUAUGAGAAAAUGAAAAAAGGUCCAUUAGGAUGUGAUGGAUUAACUUUAACUUAAUGGAUUCCUGCUCCUCCUAUAGAUUUUGAUUCAGAUUAUGGAACAUAGAAUUUAUUAGAUGGUCCUGAUUUUAUUGAGAGAGAAUUUAAUUGUAUUCAACCAUUACCUAAAUCUUCAAUUCCAUUCAUGCCUACAAAAUGUGAGUGUAAAGAACGUUAAAAGUUAUAUUUUUUGAAUUAAGACUUUUUUGUAUUAGAUUUGAUUGUGAAGACCUUUAAAGUACCAUAUGCUGAAUCAUUUUAAGUUCAUGUUCGAUAUAAAUGCACAUAAACAGAAAAAGGAGUUAAAUUAGAUUGUAGAAUAAGAAAUGAAUUCUUAAAAUCAGUUUUGGUUAAAAAAGGUAUAUUAUGAUUUAAACAUAAUUUUAGUUAUUGAAAAAGCAAGUUCAGAUGAAAUAUUAGAAAAGACAUCUUAAAAGAUCUUUCCUUCAAUCACAUAAGAAUUAAAUAAUUAUCUGAAGGGAUCAAAUAAUAAUGAUACAUCUGAUGAAAAUAAUUAGAUUAAUGAUAAGAAAGUAGUGAAAUAAAAAAGAUUAAUAAAAUAAAUGUUAAAAUCUGCAAUUCCAUUUUUAAAUGGUACAAUAAUAACAUGUUUAAUUCUUAUUAUCAUUUAUUAUUUAUAUGCUAAAGUUUUGAGUAAGAUGACUAUCAAAAUAGAGUUUGAUAAAUGA
Molecule: messenger RNA, 3531 nt
Organism: Paramecium sonneborni
Lineage: Eukaryota; Ciliophora; Oligohymenophorea; Peniculida; Parameciidae
Source: the annotation of a GenBank genome assembly